AUGGCUGCGAAACAUUCACAAGAACGAAGACAAGCAAACACCCGCGCCAGAAGCAACCGGAGGGCAAACACGUUGGAGAGCGAGAGCGGGCUAUCUGCCGAUUCAGGCGCAGAAAUGACCAAUUUACUCAAGAAGCUAAACAAUUCUGUAGCAGGAAGGAAGUCAGCUAAUGACGGGCGCCAGAAGUUUCAGGCUCAACACAAAGCGAGUGUCGGGAAGAUUGAAGACAGGUUACGGGAGGUCUCUCGAUCGAACAAGCAAGCCAUCCUAAAAUAUCGUAAGACACAACUGGACCGGCUCCAGGAACUGGCAAAGAGAAAACUCGAGAUUGAAAAUGAGAUAGCUAAGCAUGUGCUAUUGCUGGAGAAGGAGUAUAAGGCAGCAAAUCGAACCGUGCAGGUCAUGCUCCAAAAAAAGAUCGAAACUCUUCAGGAGUGA
Trichophyton rubrum CBS 118892 is the source of this 438-nucleotide messenger RNA. RefSeq lists its product as uncharacterized. The record is from RefSeq and is a predicted model, not a curated record. The transcript is spliced from 3 exons. NCBI's taxonomy places the organism in Eukaryota, Fungi, Ascomycota, Eurotiomycetes, Onygenales, Arthrodermataceae. Bases 1 to 438 code for a protein of 145 amino acids.